ACUGCUAGCUACCCGCAAUUUAGCUUUCUUGUCCUCACCGAGAUUUAGCAAUUUUCCCCAAACACGAGUGUGCAAGAUGCAAAGUGUAAUCGUUAAACGUCCCCGCAGCCACUGAAUUACAACUAAUGCACCGCAAAGGAACGUUCCUCCACACUACAAGGCUUCCUAGAUAAUAAAAAAAAAUGUCGGGAAUUAAACGGAAAAUAGAAGAUGGUGAUCCCGACUAUGAAGACAUUGCACUCGUCCAAAAUAGUAAACGAAACAAAGCUGCGGAGUUAAGUGCUCGAGAUGCAACAGUUCAGAAGAUAGAAGCCAUCAUCACUGAGCAGUUUUCUUUGGAGAUGAAGAACAAAGAGCAUGAAAUAGAUAUUAUUAGUCAGCGACUCAAUGAAGCCCGAAGAAUGAUGGACAAGUUGAGAGCGUGCAUAGUGGCCAAUUUCUAUGCCAACGCUGGCAUGACAAAGCUCCAGGAGAGCUCUAAGAGUGACCCCGCAGUGCUCAACCAUCCAGCCAUCCGCAGAUUCUUGGAGUCUCCGUCUCGUUCCUCCUCCCCUCUCAACCAGGGCUCAGAGACUCCUUCACUGGCCCAGUCUGAGUCAGAGUCCCUUUCGCAGCAUGGAGAUGCUACUGACAAGGAUGCAGAGGGAGUGUGGAGAGAGGACAGCGGUCGGUCUGAACGGAGACCUGGUCGCAACACUGGGAAGGAUACAUUUGGUGUGCCAACGCUGCUUGGAAAUGAGCAGAAGUUGACCUACAACACCACUGGAGAUGAGGCAUCCAGACUCUAUGCAAAGAAGACGAUCGUCGUGGGAAAUGUUUCCAAAUACAUUCCUCCCGAUAAGCGGGAGGAGAACGACCAGUCGACUCACAAGUGGAUGGUGUACGUCAGGGGCUCCAGGAAGGAGCCCAGCAUCGACCACUUUGUCAAGAAAGUCUGGUUCUUCUUGCACCCUAGCUACAAACCUAAUGACCUGGUGGAAGUCAGCGAGCCUCCAUUUCAUUUAACCCGUCGCGGAUGGGGUGAGUUUCCUGUAAGGAUCCAGAUCCAUUUUAAAGACCCUCGCAACAAACGUAUCGACAUCAUCCAUCAGCUGAAGCUUGACCGAACUUACACUGGGCUGCAAACACUGGGUGCAGAGACGGUGGUGGACGUGGAGCUUCAAAGGAAUUCUCUUGGCGAGGAAUACAUCUUGCAGUCAUCUUCUUCCAAGGUGACCCACAGAGCGAACAGCCCAAUGACGGCCACCUCGACCUCGCAGCCUUGCGGUCACUCCAGUUUGCCCAUCUCGUAUGAUUUCACUUUCGACAAAGCUUUGAUCAAAGCGGACACAGGUCGGUCAGCAGGAGGUCACGGCUCAGGCCUCACUGCGGGCGAACGCACACCGACACGACCCAAAGCCAGUGAUAGGAUCACUCUGGGUUCCCAUGGAAACUCAGCCUUCCAGCCCAUUACAGCAAGCUGCAAGAUUGUUCCCCAAGGACAGCCGCCUAGCCCCGCUGAGUCUCCUGGGAAGUCGUUCCAACCAAUAACAAUGAGCUGCAAAAUUGUCUCAGGUUCUCCCAUCUCUACACCAAGCCACUCACCGCUGCCUCGCACACCAACCUCCACCACCCCUGUCCACAGCAAACACAGUUCAUCCUCGGUGCUCAACAACCCUUACGUCAUCGUGGACAAGCCGGGCCAAGUGACUGGUGUGGCGACCUCAUCGGCCGCCUCCGCAGGAAGCCCCUCGGCAAAGCAGUCUACUGCUCAGGGAACCCGCUCUCCAGCCCCUAAAGUCCACACAGGAACAUUCCUCUCAUCUGGAAUGAAAGUUAUCAUCAAGCAGGAGCCAGGUGAAGUUUCAACACAGCAGCAGCAGCAGAUGUCUUCCACGGUAACCACCCAACAGCAAUCAGCUGGUACAGCGUCACAUCAGUUUGUCUCAGUCAAAGGAGGACACAUGAUCUCCAUGUCAGCCCAGAAGCAGGGUGGAGGGGGCUCAGGAACCACAACAAACAAGAUGUUAGGUAUUCCCGUGAGUUCAACGCUCCAGUCUGCUGUGAAACAGGUGGCCAUCAGCAGCGGGCAGAUCCUGGUCGCCAAAGGCAACGCCUCUGUCUCUAAGGUGGUGGGUGGAAAGCAGGUUUUGGCUCAGGGGGUAGCAAAAGCCAUUGUCAGCGGAGCCAGCGGCAUCUCGGGUCAGCAGGCGACAGCCAAGGCAGGUGGGGGUUCGAGUGGCAAAACUGGAGUGAUGGCUACUCUUCAACUGCCUGCCAACAACCUGGCUAAUCUGGCCAAUUUGCCUCCGGGCACCAAGCUCUACCUGACCACCAACAGCAAGAAUCCCUCAGGGAAGGGCAAGCUGCUUCUCAUCCCACAGGGAGCCAUCCUCAGAGCCUCUGGUGCAGGUCAGCAGUCUCAGAGCAGCUCAUCAGCAGGCGCAGGGGGCACUCAAACUUCCUCCUCCUCCUCCUCAUCCAGUAGUUUGCCUUCCAACCUCUCCUACACAUCCUACAUCCUUAAACAGACCCCACAGGGCACGUUUCUUGUGGGCCAGCCAUCACAGGGUUCAGGGAAGCAGGGGCAUUCAGGUGUGGCAGCACAUGCACAUACGUCAUCUCCAGCGACUGCUCCUCAGCAGGGCAUCCGGGUCACAGCGGGACAGAAGGCUGCCAUUUUGGCUCAGAUGGUUGGCGGCUCCCAUGGGGCUCAAGUGAAGUUGUCAGAUGGCUAUGUGAAGACGGUGACAGCAGCAGGCCACGUUUCCAAGCCGGGGAUGACCACAUUGAGAAUGACAGGCGGCGUCAUCACUGCCGCAAGCUCCACCCCCAGCUCAGUCAGCGCUUUGGCAGCUGCCAACCAGCAGCAGGCUUCUGAUGGUGGGAAGUCUGCCUCCCAGCACCACUCCCUCCUGAUGGCAGCCAAUCAAGCAGCAGUGAUCAGUGCGGCUAAGAGCGCCAGCGCCGCAGGAGGUGGCGGCUUGUCGAAGACCGCCGUGGCCACCUUGGUCAAAGGUGCCGCAAACUCUGCUGCAAUGACCAAAAGUGCUGCUGGUUCAGCCGGGGCUCCGGUAACCGUUGCCAAGGGUAUAGCCAGCAUGCCUGUUGUCAGCAUGGCCAAGGGUGCGGGUGCUAUGGUGUCCAAAAACGCUAGUACGUCAUUGGUCACGGCAGCAUCGCUGGUCAGUGGGAUGGCGGCGGGAGGAGGAAAGACUGCUUCAACUCUUUCAGGCAUGCUGAAAAUCCACUCUGGCGGUGCCAACUCACAGCAGACAGUCUUGACUAUCCCUGCUAACCAGUUAAAGCAGUUGGGGGUGACCAGUGGGUCAGCAGCGAUGCAGACCAUACUUAUGCCUGUUGGUAAAGUGAAGACGGAGCCAUGUGCUGGCACAGCUGUCACAGCCGGUCCAUCACCCCCGGCAACGGCCCCCGUCUCCACAUCUGUCCACAUUCCGUCUCCAAAUACCACGGUCAAGCAGGAGCAAGGCACCGAUCAUUCUACGCAUGACCUCAUCAACACGGAACACAUAGAGACCAUGAUGCAGCUGAUGACAGCUGUGGUGAAGAAGUUCCCUCUCAUUGUGCCAGAUAAGUUCUUUGUUUCUACCCAUUUAGCUGAAGACUCGCAUCCAUUCUGUGCCUCUUCAACAGAACAGUAUUAUUCCUGGAAUAUUGGAAAACGCAGGGCAUCAGAGCUUCAGCGAGCAGUGGUCGUUAAGCGGACCAUCCAGAACGUGUUGGAUCACUCGCCUCGCCUCCAAGCUCUAACGCCCCCAAAGACCAGAGAGGUGGUGCAGUGGUGUCGGCAGAGGGGCUACACCCCUCCUGACCCAGAACCCCUGCACAAGAAUGAUGACGAGUCCAUCGAGGACAUCCUCACGCAGAUUGACAGCGAGCCAGAGUGUCCCACCACGCUGACCAGCAGUGACGAGCUGGUGCUACGGCUGGAGCAGAUGCAAGAUCUGCUGAAGACCGAACCGGAGGAGGCCGACGACGAGAUCGUGGACAUUAUCACCGUGAUGCCACCGUGCCAGAAACUCAAGGUCAAGGAGGAGGAACAAGAGGCCGACACUGAGCCCAAGUUCUUCUUGGUGCCUUGCAUGGCGGCCCAGUUUGUCAGUGAAACAGCCGAGCAGAUUGGGAUCACCUUCCAGCCUGCGGAGGUGGAGAAGAACCUUUUUGCUCCGGUGAUUGAAGAUAUGAUAUUGAAGGCAACAGAGCAGUUGGCCAGCGACAUCCUGAGAGAAGCUCUGGCUGCCGCCUUUGCCAAAUCCCCUCAGAACAGGUUUGAGAACUCCCGCAGAAACACGUCGCCCCUUAUGGAUACGGUUGUUGUUGUUUUUUUCUCCUCCCCCACGCACAGGGCUCCAAGAGAGAUCACGCCCAUGAACGUUCACCAAGCCAUUUGUAGCAUCCCAACCUGUGACUUCCUCACCAACUCGCACAUGGGUUACCUAAUUAAGGACAACUGAAGCUGGACAAAGCUGACAUGUACCUAACCUUGAUGACGAGCUGGAAGUCUCCCGGAUCUACAUUCCCACCAGAAAGGUCCUCUCGCUUAAUGAUCUCAUUGACUUGAUCACUUAAAGGGCUCACCACCUUGCUGCUCCUAGACGCCACAGCAAGUGGCUCUUUUGUUUUGAUUUCCACAGAUAGUUGCACUCUCGCUUACCUCAUAAGUAGAUAUUUCUUUUUAUUUAUUUUUUAUUUUUGAACGAAAAUGUUUCCUGUCACACAGCCUGCUAGUUAAUCAUAAAAAGGAAGCCUGGGCCAAAUCAACCAUAGACUGACACUUCUUUAUGUAUUCCAAUUUUUCUUAUUCAACUCUGUAGUUCAUGCCCCACUUAAGCAAAUCUACUGUUGCCAUGGUAACUAAGGAUCUGCCAUGAUGAGCAUCCUUUCAUGUAGUACUGUAGUACUGUGUUACCCUGCGGGUGUAAUAAUGGUCAUGCGUUUGUGCAGGUUUUAUUCACGUGCCGCGUUCAAAACCUUUUAAUUCACACUAUGAUCGCAUAAAUUGGUAAAGGUUCAUAAUGUUGACAUAAUUUUUAUUACAGUAUGUGUUCUAGUCACCAGUCUCAGUAUUUAUAUCUGUCAAGUUGAACAACUCAUGUUAUCAUGUACACUCUUUAUGUGAUCAAUGUGAAGUACAACCCCAAUUCCAAUGAAGUUGGGUCGUGUUAAACAUAAAUAAAAACAAUACAAUGAUUUGCAAAUCAUGUUCAACCUAUAUUUACUUGAGUACACUACAAAGACAAGAUAUUUCAUGUUCAAACUGAUCAACUAUAUUGUUUUUAGCAAAUAAUAAUGAACUUAGAAUUUUAUGGCUGCAACACGUUCCAAAAAAGCUGGGACAGGGUCAUGUUUACCACUGUGUUACAUCACCUUUUCUUUUAACAACAUUCAAUAAACGUUUGGGAACUGAGGACACUAAUUGUUGAAGCUUUGUAGGUGGAAUUAUUUCCCAUUCUUGCUUGAUGUACAGCUUCAGCUGUUCAACAUUCCGGGGUCUCCGUUGUCGUAUUUUACGCUUCAUAAUGCGCCACACAUUUUCAACGGGAGACAGGUCUGGACUGCAGGCAGGCCAGUCUAGUACCCGCACUCUUUUACUACGAAGCCAUGCUUUUGUAAUGUGCAGAAUGUGGUUUGGCAUUGCAUUGCUGAAAUAAGCAAGGGCGUCCAUGAAAAAGACGUUGGCUGGAUGGCAGCGUAUGUUUUUCCCAAAACCUGUAUGUAGCCGUGGCCCAAUUGUUAAGAUCGUCACCCGCCACCGUGGGGCACCUAGGUUCAAGACCCCGACUGGACCAUCCGCCAACAUAACCCCGGACUCAAUGGUCUGGUGUCCUUGAGCAAGACACUGAUACCCUGAAAUGCUCCCCGGAUGCUUCAGCUGCCCCCUGCUCCAGUGUGUUCCACUAACAUGUGUAUGUGUUCACUGUGAUGGGUAAAAUGCAGAGAAAUAAAAUUUUGUGUGCAUGCAUGCAUGUUCAUGACAAUAAAAGGUGAUUCUUCUUCUUCUUACUGACAUUGGUUUUCUGAAGUGUUCCUGAGCCCAUGUGGUGACAUCCUUUACACAUUGAUGUCGGUUUUUGAUGCAGCACCGCCUGAGGCAUCGAAGGUCACAGGCAUUCAAUGUUGGUUUACUGCCUUUCCACUUACAUGCAGUGAUUUCUCCAGAUUCUCUGAACCUUUUGAUGAUGAUAUGGACCGUAGAUGAUGAAAUCCCUAAAUUCCUUGCAAUUGUACGUUGAGGAACAUUCUCCUUAAACUGUUCGACUAUUUUCUCACGCACUUGUUCACAAAGAGGUGAACCUCGCCCCAUCUUUGCUUUUUCAGGCAAUUCAGGGAAGCUCCUGUUUAGCCUGUUCACCUGUGGGAUGUUCCAAACAGGUGUUUAAUGAGCAUUCAUAAAUUUUCUCAGUCUUUUUUGCCACCUGUCCCAUCUUUUUUGGAACGUGUUGCAGCCGUAAAAUUCAAAGUUAAUGAUUAUUUGCUAAAAACAAUCAAGUUUGUCAGUUUGAACAUUAAAUAUCUUGUAUUUGUAGUGUAUUCAAUUAAAUAUAGGUUGAACAUGAUUUGUAAAUCAUUGUAUUCUGUUUUUAUUUAUGUUUAACACAACGUCCCAACUUCAUUGGAAGUGGGGUUGUAGAAGCUGUUUGCAAGUCUGUUUUGUAUUUUUAUCCAAGAUCAUAACAUGACAAAAGCGUGUUUGUGCGCCCGUCUGUAAGUGUGGUUUUUGGAUGUGUAAUCACCCGAUACUGUGUUGGUAAUGGCUUUUAGUGUACAACUUUUGCAUUUUGUUUGUGUGUAAUACUGACCAAGUGUUGGUCUGAGUGGAUGUUGAGGCUAUUGAACCAAACGAGUGUAGACAAUACCCCCAACGUUGUAUUUUCAUGUUUCAGUGAAAACCAAAAAUAUUAUCAAUAUUCUUGUAAUAAACAACAAAAAAGCUCCA
Phyllopteryx taeniolatus (common seadragon) is the source of this 6937-nucleotide messenger RNA. RefSeq names its product YEATS domain containing 2 (gene yeats2). The transcript has 29 exons. Gene Ontology annotation, cellular component: NuA4 histone acetyltransferase complex. Gene Ontology annotation, molecular function: histone binding. Gene Ontology annotation, biological process: chromatin remodeling; regulation of transcription by RNA polymerase II. The record is from RefSeq and is a predicted model, not a curated record. The coding region runs from base 183 to 4454 and encodes 1423 amino acids. NCBI's taxonomy places the organism in Eukaryota, Metazoa, Chordata, Actinopteri, Syngnathiformes, Syngnathidae.